UUGAGCCCGGGCGUCUCCUGAGGCGCAACCAAGCUGCUCAGUGGGGUCCAGCGCCGGUGAGAGGACGGGACGCAGGUGUGGAAGACCAGGGAAGCAGAGGUCGCUCUGCUACAGGUCAAGCCUUGCAAUGGAUCCUGUUCGACCACGCUUCAGGGGCCUGUCUCCCGUGCACCCAUCUCAGUCUGUGCGGAUGCCAGGCUCUUGGCCACAAGCUCCAAAACCUUUGGACCCAUCUCUGAGCAGGGCAGGACCUGCAGGCAGGGGCCAUGUGUUUGGAAAGCAAAAGGAGCCGAGUCCACAGAGUGGGCCAGUGCAAAAGGAGUCUGUGGGUUUAGUCUCAAUGUUCCGAGGACUGGGCCUUGAAACAGCAUCCCACACCCCUCUGAAACGGGAGAUGCUUCCUUUAGGUAGAGGCAUUUUAGGUCUAGGCUUACCUACCAAUAUGGCAUGCAAGGACAAAGAAGAACCCCAUCCCACUUAUCUGGAUCCUUCAUUGUUGGCAGCUGGGGAUAGCAAGAUGGCAGAGGCCUCCGUUGGUUGGAAUAGGAUGCUCAGAAGAGGGAAUUUGGAUGCAUCUUUGUUACCAGUGGGAAGAGCAGCUGGUGGUUUAGGCAGAGGAAUAUACAAGGCUCCCAGUGCUCUCAGCCUGGCUUCUCAGGAUCCUGCCCAGCUCUCACCUCUGCCUCCUCUGCCCCAGGCCCCACUAUACUCUCUUGAUAGCCCUCCACUUGGGACUGCAGAACGCAAGAAAGAGCUUUUUGUGAAGCGAGGAUCAAAAGGAACACCUCAAUUUUUGGGAUUGAACCUUAUCAAAAUACAGUGUCAUAAUGAAGCAGUUUAUCAAUAUCAUGUGACUUUCAGCCCCAACGUGGAGUGCAAAAGCAUGAGGUUUGGCAUGUUGAAGGACCAUCAAGGUGUCACCGGAAAUGUCACUGCUUUUGAUGGAUCCAUUCUCUAUCUACCUGUUAAGCUUCAGCAAGUUCUUGAGUUAAAGAGUCAAAGGAAAACUGACAGUGCUGAGAUCACCAUUAAGAUUCAGUUGACAAAGAUCCUGGAGCCCUGUUCUGACUUGUGCAUUCCCUUCUACAAUGUUGUAUUCCGUCGGGUAAUGAAACUUUUGGAUAUGAAACUUGUUGGAAGAAACUUCUAUGACCCUACAAGUGCUAUGGUGCUGCAGCAGCACAGAUUGCAGAUCUGGCCAGGCUAUGCAGCUAGCAUCCGGAGGACAGACGGAGGUCUUUUCCUGCUAGCUGAUGUCUCCCAUAAGGUCAUUCGGAAUGAUUCUGUGCUGGACAUCAUGCACACCAUGUACUUGCAGAACAAAGAAAGCUUCCAGGACGAGUGCACUAAGCUUCUGGUGGGCAGCAUUGUUAUAACCCGGUACAACAAUCGCACCUAUCGUAUCGAUGAUGUGGAUUGGAACAAGACUCCAAAAGAUAGCUUCACCAUGUCUGAUGGGAAGGAGAUUACAUUCUUGGAAUACUACAGCAAAAACUAUGGGAUCACAGUAAAGGAAGAGGACCAGCCGCUGCUGAUCCACAGGCCCAGUGAGAGACAGAACAGCCAAGGGGUGUUGCUAAAAAGUGAAAUCCUGCUGCUCCCUGAGCUUUCCUUCAUGACUGGAAUCCCUGAGAAGAUGAAGAAGGACUUCAGAGCCAUGAAGGAUUUGAGCCAGCAGAUCAACCUGAGCCCCAGACAGCACCAUAGUGCUUUGGAAUGCUUGCUACAGAGAAUUUCGAAAAAUGAGACAGCUAACAGUGAACUGACACGUUGGGGACUCUAUCUGCAGAAUGACGUACAUAAGAUUGAAGGACGUGUUCUGCCAAUGGAAAGAAUUAACUUAAGAAAUACGUCAUUUAUCACAUCCCCAGAACUAAACUGGAUUAAGGAAGUAACCAGAGACCUUUCCAUCUUGACUGUCCCCAUGCAUUUCUGGGCACUGUUUUACCCAAAGAGAGCAAUGGAUCAAGCCCGAGAGCUGGUGAACAUGUUGGAGAAGAUAGCUGGCCCCAUGGGCAUGCGUGUGAGCCCACCAGCCUGGGUGGAACUGAAGGAUGACCGCAUAGAGACCUAUGUCAGAACCAUUCAGUCCAUGCUGGGGGUUGAGGUGAAGAUACAGAUGGUUGUUUGCAUCAUCAUGGGAACACGUGACGACCUCUAUGGGGCCAUUAAAAAGCUGUGCUGUGUGCAGACUCCUGUACCCUCACAGGUCAUCAAUGUCCGAACCAUUGGUCAGCCCACCAGGCUUCGAAGUGUGGCCCAGAAAAUUUUACUUCAGAUUAACUGUAAAUUGGGUGGUGAGCUCUGGGGAGUGGAUAUUCCUCUGAAACAGUUGAUGGUGAUUGGGAUGGAUGUUUACCACGACCCCAGCAGAGGCAUGCGCUCCGUUGUUGGCUUUGUCGCAAGCAUCAAUCUCACCCUCACAAAAUGGUACUCACGAGUGGUGUUCCAGAUGCCUCAUCAGGAGAUUGUGGAUAGCCUGAAGCUGUGCCUGGUGGGCUCCUUAAAAAAGUUUUAUGAGGUGAACCACUGCCUACCGGAGAAGAUUGUGGUGUACCGUGAUGGAGUAUCUGAUGGCCAACUAAAGACAGUUGCCAGCUAUGAAAUUCCUCAGCUCCAGAAGUGUUUUGAAGCUUUUGAGAAUUAUCAUCCCAAGAUGGUGGUGUUUGUAGUGCAGAAGAAAAUCAGCACCAACCUGUACCUGGCUGCCACUGAGAACUUUGCGACGCCCUCCCCUGGGACUGUGGUAGAUCAUACAAUAACAAGCUGUGAGUGGGUGGACUUCUACCUUCUUGCCCAUCAUGUGCGGCAGGGUUGUGGCAUUCCAACCCAUUAUGUUUGUGUUCUCAACACUGCAAACCUGAGCCCUGAUCAUAUGCAAAGGUUGACUUUCAAACUGUGCCACAUGUACUGGAAUUGGCCGGGUACCAUUAGAGUUCCAGCUCCUUGCAAGUAUGCCCACAAGCUAGCCUUCCUGUCAGGACAAAUCUUGCACCAUGAACCAGCCAUCCAGCUGUGCGAGAACCUGUUCUUCCUGUGAUUGGACCGUCAGGACACGGGCCGGUCAGAGCAGGCAGACUUCUGAGCUCAGCUGUGAGCGCAUCUGCGCAGGGUCCCCAGCGGCCGGAAGGGAGUUCGUGUUGGCGUUUGCUCUUUCACCAACCCAGCAGAAGAUCUUUCUUUUCAUUUUCUUUUCUCUUUUAAGUCCGUUAACACUGAGAAGCAGGUUCCAUCAUAAAUUUCAGCUAGAAAUUGUCUUGUUGCCUUUGCAGAGCAAAUGGGGGUGGUGUGCUACAAUAUAGAUGGGGUGGGUGGAGACGGGGGGCCCUCCGGGAGCCUGCAAAGCUGACAGAAGCCGUAGAGGCCUGAAGAAGCAGCAGUUACGCUUACAAACUCUGCUUACGAAGCAGUUCCCAUUUCUGGUGCCAGAGCUGGUAGUGAAUGAAGUCUCUGCAAAGUUCUUAAAGUAGAGAGCUACUUUAUUUGGGCAACUGGGAAAGGUAAGAAGGCAAAGUUUCUCAGGAUUUGGCUGUUGCUGGCAAAUGUGAAAGACAUGUCGCGAAACCAGCUGGUGGGUCCUUUUCAGACUCUUGCUGACCUAAUCAUCUCUAGGGAUUGAGUUGAUGACAGGUGACUUGAACUAGCUUUGGAAAGGGUGUUUAGUUCUUUCUUGCCUCCUGAGAGGACAAACACAGUUUUAUCUGGAUAUUUCAGUUGCUUUAUAGUAUGCAGUGUUGCUGUCUCCUUUGCUCCUUGUCCUUGUUAUUAACCUUUGGUAAGUUUCAGUUUUUUAAACUAAGAAUCAGAACAUGUGAAAUUCAGCAGCUUUGAAGGUUCAUGACAGGCCAUGAGCUUUUCUUGACCCUUUCUCUACGGUAUGUCACUUUCUUUUCUGUUGAUAUGUUUGCAAAUUGAACUACUCACUUUCCUUGCUCAAUACUCUCUUCCCGGCUGCUAGCUCAUUUUGUUAGGAAUUUCUCUGAGUCUGCAUUAAGAUUUCCAGAAGUUGGCUUUGGGAAACAUGACCUUCCUUCCAAAGUCCAGACGUUUCAGUUUAGAGAGUUGUCACUAUGCCUGCGGGUUUCAGUGUUUCGUGUGUGUAUGUUUAUUUUUCCGCUGUUUAAAAAUCUUCCAGUCUCUUCAGGACUAAUUCAGUCUUACCUUGUUUUAUCUAGAUUUUUAAAAGCCAGUUUUAUUUAACAUUUUUGAAUUUGUAUUUAUUUGUGUGUGUAUUUUAUUUUAUUUAUUAAUAUAUUUUUUGGUGUGGUGGCAGGGAGGGACAGCGCAGAAAUUCUCAUUUUAUAUGACAGUGUAUGAGAAGAGAAACUUUAGCUUAAAACUUCUUAGAUGAAGAAAACCAACCUAGCAUUGCGCUGGUUGCAGCAUGAGGCAGAGGCUGAGCAGCCGUGGGGCUGGUGGUCUCGUGCGCUUCCGGCUGCAUGCGGAGUGAGGGACAGCGAAGGGCUGAGACCUGGGGUUUAAACACCGCAGAAUCAGGCACACUGGAUCACUGGUUUUAGGCUUAACAGUUCUCCAGUUCUCUUUGGAAGUAUUUUGAAUUUCUCUUUUGAAGUUAGAUUUCCUAAUGCUCAUUUAUCUUAGAUAAUCAGAAAAGACAAAUACUUGAGAUAGCAUAAAUAUUUCUUCACUUUUUCCUCCUGGUUUUCUUUCCUUGUUAUUUCAGUCUUAAUGUGAAAUGACUGGGUCAUGGGGUGGAAAAUAAAAAGAAAUUUGUAUAUAUGUGUAGUUGCGUUUGUAAUAAUGUUGACAUAUGGUAGUGAUACAGUUCUUUUUCUUCAUAAACCUGUAGCACUUGUUAGAGUUGUUAAUUUGUUACUGGGCAUGCUAGGGGCAGCUGCAGUAUUGGUACUCAGGUACUUUCACUGAAAUCUGGCAGUAAGAUUUCUUGAAGAAGAUACUAAUAGUCUGUCUUCUGGGACAAAUGAGGCACCUGUUGUGUGUGUGUGUGUGUGUGUGUGUGUGUGUGUUCUCUCUUGUUUUCAAAACUCUCUCCCCAUCAGAGAAUUUCCGUCAGCCUGAGUGAGAGCCAGCUCCUGAGGGCGGCCCUUCCCUCCCGCCUUUUCCUGGUGCUUGUCCUUCUCUGCUGUGCUUCACAGCGUGUCUGUAGCCUUUUUAAGUGCCUUCCCAAAGAACCCUGACUGCCUGCUUCACCACUGCAUCCUGUUCUGUUUAUUUAGAAACUCCGUCUUCAGGGAUUCAGUGCUUCUUGAACUCAUCCUUAAAAGAAUCUAAUUUAGCCUCUUUUUACUUGAGCAGCAUUUUAUUGAAUGGUAUGAAAAGGGAAGUAGUUUUAUAAAUGACUAACUCUUCAUAUUGAAAAUGUUAUAACUUGUGCCUGAAAUUUCUCAGUGAUUUGGGAUAAUUGGAGAAAGACCCUACUUUCUUUUUUUUUCCCCAAACCUAGCUUUUUCUGAGUGUCUUACCUUUCCCUGUCUAGACUUAUUUUCUCUCUUUUAAAAAAAAAAUGAGGAAAUUCAAGAGAAUGAGAAAAAAACGCCACAAACGAAAAGAAAAUAUUUGCAAAAGACACAUCUGAGGGGCUCCCGGGCAGCCCAGCGGCUAAGACUGCUCUUCCACUGUAGGGGCUCAAGUUGAAGCCCUGGUCAGGGAAGUUCUACAUGCCCUGAGGCACGUCAAAGGAUGAAAAAAAAAAGGACAUCUGAUACAGGACUGUUAUCCAGAAUAUACAAAGAACUCUUAAAAUUCAACAGUAAGAAAACAACCUGAUUAAAAAUUGGGCAAAAAGACCUGAAGAGAGAUUUCACCAACUAAGAUAUACAGUUGGCAAAUAAGCAUAUGAAAAUAUGCCCAACGUCAUAUGUCAUUAGAGAAUUACAAAUUAAAAUGAGAUACCACUGCACACCUCUUAUUAAUAGAAUGGUCCAAAUUCAAAACACUGACCAUUCCAAAUGCUGGUGAGGAUGUGGAACAGGAAUUGUCAUUCAUCGUUAACCGAGGGAAUGCGAAAUAGUACAGCUGGUUUAAAAGACAAUUUGGUAGUUUCUUACAAAUCAAAACAUACCCUUAUCAUAUGAUUGAAGUAGUCACACUGCUUGGUAUUUGCCCAAAAGAGUUUAUAAUUUACAUCAACACAGAAACCUGCGCUGGAUGUUGAUAGCAGCUUUAUUCUUUCAUAAUUGCCAAAACUUCUAAGCAAGCAACCAAGAUGUCCAUCAGUAGGUGAGUGGAUAAACAAACACUGGUACAGGAAGACAAAGGAGUAUUAGUCAGUGCUAAAAACAAAUGAGCUAUCAAAGCCAUGAAAAGACCUGGAGGGUACUUAAAUGCAUAUUACUAAGUGAAAGAAGCCCAUCUGAAAGUGUUACAUAUUGUAUGA
This is a messenger RNA of Odocoileus virginianus texanus, 6358 nucleotides long. RefSeq names its product piwi like RNA-mediated gene silencing 2 (gene PIWIL2). Gene Ontology annotation, cellular component: P granule. NCBI's taxonomy places the organism in Eukaryota, Metazoa, Chordata, Mammalia, Artiodactyla, Cervidae. The record is from RefSeq and is a predicted model, not a curated record. Gene Ontology annotation, biological process: regulatory ncRNA-mediated gene silencing. Gene Ontology annotation, molecular function: piRNA binding; RNA endonuclease activity; protein binding.